UUGGGAGUUCGCCGGAAUUUCAUUUUUGAACCAGAUUUGCUUCUUUUUUUUUUGUUUGUUUGUUUGUUUUCCUGCGUUUUCCCUCUCUCCCUCUCUUUCUCUUCCGCUCUGCUUUUCUCGGCGGUCCAAACAGAAGAGGAAAGAAGGAAAGAAAGGUGGCGAUUGGCAAAUCAAAUGUGAUGGGAAGUGGUCUCUCCUCCCUCUUCCCCUGUCUCAAGCCGGCGGCCGCCAACCACCGGAGCCACCACGACCACCAGCCGGACCUGAUCUUCACCGCCGAGCAGCCCUUGGACGAAACCCUAGGACACUCCUUUUGCUACGUCCGAUCUUCCAACCGUUUCCUCUCCCCGACCCCUUCCGAUCGCUUCGUCUCUCCUUCCAGCUCCCUCCGCUUCUCCCCGACCCGAACCGGGCCCGAAUCCGCCGCUCCAGCUCCCGCUGCCGCAGCAGGCGGCGGGGCGACCGCGUUCAGGACCAUUUCCGGUGCCUCGGUCAGCGCCAACACUUCCACUCCCAGGACCGUGGUCCAGCUCGACGGAAUCUACGACGACGUCGCUGACGGCGGCGGCGGCGGGGUCAAGAACAGCAUCAGCAACAGUUGCAGUGGCGUAUUCAGCGCCAAUGCCUUCGAGAGCACGGCGUCUUUUGCUGCCGUGCCGCUGCAGCCGGUGCCACGUGGCGGGGAGGGGUUUUUCCAGUCCGGCCCGAUCGAGCGGGGCGCAUUGUCCGGCCCGCUUGACGCCAAUUCGGGCAUGGGGGAGAGCGCCGGCGGUGUGCACUUCUCGGCCCCUCUCGGCGGGAUGUAUGUGAAGAAGAGGAGGCGGAGGGCCAUCCCGAGGCUGAAGAAGGCCAUUUAUCGCAACCUAUCGGAGAAGAAGCUCCCGUGGGUGGUUCCCGUGUUGAAUUUCGUGAACCGGAGAGAGAAUUCCGCCGGUGGAGAAGAGGGAGAUAGCAAGUACGAGAACAGUGUACAGUGGGCUCUGGGGAAGGCCGGAGAAGAUCGAGUGCAUGUAGUUGUAUCGGAGGAGCAAGGAUGGUUGUUCGUUGGGAUAUACGAUGGGUUUAACGGCCCUGAUGCUCCUGAAUUCUUGAUGGGGAAUCUUUACCGAGCUGUGCAUCACGAGCUUCAAGGAUUGUUUUGGGAUGUUGAGGAGUCUGGAGACGCGCCGGCGGCUGCUGCUACUCAGUCCGAAUCGGGAAUUCCGGAGCAGAAUGAAUGCGGAACAAACCAAUCGACGGAGGAGACUGGUAAGGAUGGCAGUGUGGGUGUAAAUGGUAGUUGUGAAUCUAGUUUAGUAUCUCAUGGUCAAGAUAAUGUUGUUGCUAGGGCUAAUUGUAAUGAUCUAGAUUGUGAAACUGGAUCAAGCAAUCCAGCUCAAGCUAACUCAUCAACUGAAAUAUGUGUUGUAAAAGAGAGUGAUGAUAUGAAUGAUGGAAUUGAACAGACUUCGGUACAUCACCAAGAUAGAGUAAAGCGGGUUACAUUUCAAUCAGACGGCACCGAGAUUCCUUGUAGGAGAAAGUUGUGGGAGUUUCUUGCCAAUGAGGACUUGGAGGAUGGGCUUGAUCUUUCCGGGUCAGAAAGAUUUGCGUUCUCUGUUGAUGAUGCUAUCAGUGUAGGCAAUGCCGGAUCAGCAACGAGCAAUCGGUGGUUACUACUGUCAAAAUUAAAACAAGGGUUGUCAAAGCACAGAGAAAGAAAGUUGUUUCCUUGGAAAUUUGGGUUGGAGGGCAAGGAAGAAAAAGUGGAAGUGGAGAUAGCUAGAGUGGAGGAUAGGGUUUUGAAGAAGAUGCGAAAAGAAGGGCCAGUCGACCAUGACUUAGUUUUGAGGGCAUUGUCUCGGGCGUUAGAUGUGACGGAGCUAGCAUAUUUGGAUAUGACCGAUAAGGUGCUAGGUACAAAUCCAGAGUUGGCAUUGAUGGGGUCAUGUUUAUUGGUGGUUCUGAUGAGGGAUGAGGAUGUAUAUGUAAUGAAUGUUGGUGAUAGUCGGGCAAUUGUGGCACAGUAUGAGCCUCAAGAGGUUCUUUCAAAUGCGGGUGAUAAUGGGUCGAUCACUGAAGGUAUAGUUGAAGGUCCUGCUCAGGCAAUGAGCUUGACUGCAUUGCAGCUGUCCACCGACCACAGCACGAGUGUUGAAGAGGAAAUUCUAAGGAUCAAGAAUGAACAUCCAGAUGACAGCCAGUGCAUUGUCAAUGAUAGAGUGAAAGGUCGUCUUAAGGUUACCAGAGCAUUUGGAGCUGGAUUCCUGAAACAGCCAAAAUUGAAUGCUCCAUUGUUGGAAAUGUUUCGUAAUGAGUAUAUAGGCACUGCACCUUAUAUAUCCUGCAUACCUUCUCUUCGUCACCAUCAUCUCUGUCCAAGAGAUCAGUUCUUAGUUCUAUCAUCCGAUGGCCUAUAUCAAUAUCUCACAAAUCAGGAAGUGGUUUCUAUUGUUGAAAAUUUCAUGGAGAAGUUUCCAGAGGGUGAUCCUGCACAGAGCUUGAUAGAGGAACUUCUUUCCCGUGCAGCCAAGAAAGCGGGGAUGGAUUUUCACGAGCUUCUGGACAUCCCACAAGGAGAUCGACGGAAAUACCAUGACGACGUUACAGUCAUGGUGGUGUCCCUCGAAGGAAGAAUCUGGAAAUCAUCAGGAAAAUACCUUUAAUAACAGUCACAGCUCAAAAACCAGCAGCAGCAGCCUUGCAUAUACAACUUGGUGAAGAUCAAGGGAACAAUUUUUGAUUCUCAGCUGGUUGAGAAAUCAGAUUACAACUAGAGGUCGAGGUCGUCCAUCUAUCAUGGGCACAGAGAAUUCUUAUCUUUUGGGGGAGGUGGUGAUGUACAGUUAAAUGGGGUCGGGGGCCAAAGUGCUGAAUGAUAUGUUACCAAUGAAUAGAUGAGCUGUUGGUUCAAGAAAGAAAAGGGGGGGAAAACACAAAAAGAGAUGAGAGAAUCUGGUGAUUGAUGGGAGAGUUUGGAGAAGGGGGAGGUGGAGGAGAAAAAAAGUUUUGUUUGUUUUUGGUCAUGUCCAUUCUUGUUUUCUUUUAGCUCUUCUUUAUAGGAUAGGGAGACUUUUCUUUUGCCUUUUGGGGUUGCGAGGUAAUGGGAAGAAGGGGUUGUUCAGUAGGGCAAAAAUCUGUCUGUAAUUUGAAAUGGGGGGCUGGUAUAGAGAUGACUUUUGGAGCUUAUUUGCAGGUAAAGUUUGAGCUCUCUAUGACUUUGCAGCUAGGUUUUCCUCAUCAUGCCAUUUCCAAGGCAUUUUCUUUUGCAUUUUUGCUUGUUCCAUAGUGUCGUGUUUCGACUGAAUCGGCUAAGGGUUACUGUGAUGGAAAAGUAAGCAAGCUUUCAUACUUGAUAGUCAUUUUGCAGGUCAA
Molecule: messenger RNA, 3354 nt
Organism: Linum tenue
Lineage: Eukaryota; Viridiplantae; Streptophyta; Magnoliopsida; Malpighiales; Linaceae
Source: the annotation of a GenBank genome assembly